Messenger RNA from Theileria equi strain WA, 1136 nucleotides. RefSeq lists its product as hypothetical. The transcript is spliced from 3 exons. The record is from RefSeq and is a predicted model, not a curated record. Gene Ontology annotation, biological process: protein deubiquitination. Lineage: Eukaryota; Apicomplexa; Aconoidasida; Piroplasmida; Theileriidae. Bases 46 to 1005 code for a protein of 319 amino acids. Gene Ontology annotation, molecular function: deubiquitinase activity.
ACACACCUUUCCUAAGGCACGGUUCCGAUAAUUAAAGUUCACAAAAUGGUGGAGGGAGAGAAGAAAGAGGGUAUUAUCACUACUAUAGUGAGAAAACCAUCCGAUAAACCCGAAUAUGGGUGCGUGGAUUCUGCUGUAUCCCUGGUACACAACCCAGGGAUCCCAGAUUGUCAUACUCAAGCCGCAAAAGAGAUUGUUUUAAGUUCACUAAUGAAUGACUCGACUGCGUCCGGUAUUCUGUCCGCAAAGCAUGUCAAUAGAGUUCACAAACUCUACAACACUGGCGUGAACUCUAUCCAACCCAGUGCCCACGAAGGAAGCAACGCACAGACUGUGCGUAACGAAAGCGUUGAGGAUUACAGAAUGAUUAGAAGAGGUUUAAGUGAUAAUGUUGCUGCUAUGAAGAGCAGGGGUAAGGUAAAGUUUAUUAGGCAAACGAGCAAGCCUGCUGGCAAACCUGUAAAGAUAUCGCAGCCAACAGAAUAUGGCCACGUUUAUCUGAACAUUUAUGACCUUGAGUCAGUAAACAAGGUCGUAAAUGUCGUGGCUGGGACGUUUGGCGCCGGUGCCUAUCAUGCUGGUGUUGAGAUUUAUGGAUAUGAGUACAAUUACGGAUACACAUCGCUUGGAGGGACAGGUGUUAUGCAGUCAUUCCCACGUUUUCAUCCAUCGCACGUGUAUCGCAAAACUAUUGACCUUGGGAAGACUAGAUUUUCCCCUCGUGAGGUAAAUGAAAUUGUAGAGCGCCUGAAGUUACAGUGGCCCGGUAAUAAGUAUGAUCUUUUGAAGAGGAAUUGCCUAAAUUUUGCAAAUGCCUUUUGUGUUGAAUUGGAGGUAGGGGAAAUACCUUCUUGGGUUAUGGGCCUACAGAAUAAGAUCAAUUGGACCUGUGAUAGCUUUAAUAGUGGUGCUGCCAAGAUUAAGGAAUUCGACCGCACAGUAGGUAUCAGCAGGGCGUUCGGCACUUUGCAGCGCAAGUUGACAGGCCAAAGUGUUACCAAAUGAUCAACACAUUACAGAUAGAUGCAAAAUUAUUACCAUUUCAGAGUCGGCCAAAUCGACAAAAUAUGAACCAGACCGUGUCUGACGACGGAAUUCUUCGUCCAAGAUGCACUACUAAUAUUUUACAAUGAAUA